This is a messenger RNA of Durusdinium trenchii, 2094 nucleotides long. The record is from the annotation of a GenBank genome assembly. NCBI's taxonomy places the organism in Eukaryota, Dinophyceae, Suessiales, Symbiodiniaceae.
AUGAGGGGGGCGGGCAUGGCGGUUGUCACGGUUGUCUUGGAAGGUGAUUCGGGUUGGCCCAGCUACAUCAAUAAAGGCACCUACAACAUCAGCGCGCGCCUCUAUGCUCGCUUCGGCUGGGGAGCUGGCAGCCCUGGACCCAUACAGGUCGCCAUUUGCGAGAUGCCUGACAGGUGUUUGUUGCCCCUGGAGCUGCGCGAGUUCACCUCCGGCGGCCUCGUGGUGGCCGAAGCCUCCAGGGUUUGGGAUGGAACGACCCUCUUCCCCAGAGCUGUGAAGGUGAGCUCGUUGUCCACGGAUCUCUUCUUGGCGGAGUUUGUGGACGUGGAGCUCUUGGGGCAAUGGCGUCGCUUUCCCCUGAACCGGUGGCUUCUGAUGCAGGAGCACCUCACCGACGCCACGGUGUGGGAGACCUUCACGGCACCGCCCCUGCCCACCGCCGCGCCGGCGCAGUCGCACUACACGGAGGGAGACCGCUGCGGUGGCUGUGGCCUGGGCACCAUUUGUCGUGAGAGGCCUCAAACAGCCCUGGAGUUGGCCCAAAAGGGCAUUUCUCUCGCCACCGCGACCGAAGUCUUCAUGACCUGGGAUUGCCAGUUCGCCUGUGGUGAUGGCCUGGUCGUCGGGGAGGAGCAGUGUGACGAUGGGAACCUGGACGCGCUGGAUGGCUGCGAUGCGAACUGCAAGGUGGAGCCGGGCUUCGUGUGCGAUGGCUCGCAUGGCUUCGCUCCGUCCCAGUGUCGAGCCAUUGGUUGCGGAGCCGCGCCGCACCCGUCGCAGCACAUCAGUGCGGCCUGUGCAAGUGACCUGCGUUGUGACCUCGCGCCGGUUCGGCCAAAGGCGGUCCUCGCGCAGUUUGUCGACCAGGGAAACUUCCUCCUGGUGGCCUUCGAUGCGGCGCUCGCCGCAUGGAACGGCACCGACCUCGGAGAGGAGAUCCCCUGCAGCGAGUUCUUCACGCCCACCACGGUGGCCGAACUGGGAGACCGAGCUGCUUGCAUUCAAGGCUCUCCACAGCACUUGUUGGUGCGCUUGGGCUUUGGAGCUUCCCUGGGUGAGGCAGCCACUGCUGUCUUCGUUUUGGACACCGCUCGGCAGUACCAGCAGAUCAACUCACCUGUGGAGGUCUCUCGAGUCUUCGAGUUCCCGGCGCAGCGGCUCUUCCUGGGACCGGCCUUGGGUGAGACCAGCAACUUCGUGAAGCCCACGGUGAUCUUGCGUGGGCCAACGGUCUGGGGCCAAUGUGGAGAUCUUCACCUGGACGGGUCCUUCUCCUUGGGCUCCACUGGACGGCCAUGGAAGCUGAUCCGCUGGCGUUGCACCGGCGAUGGCUCCAGCUGCGCUAAGAUCGUGGGCUACUUGCCCAACAGCUGUGACCAGCAGACGCCGCUGGAGACCACUGGCUUGGCCGUGGGACCGGUGCCCUGUGGCCUCCGUGCGACGAUCCCCGAGGCGGUGGCCAGCGAUUUGACCAUCUCCCUAGCGACCCUGGAGAUCCACUUGAAGCUGGAGAAUGCGAUGGGUCUAUGGGACGAGGCCGUCCAUCGUAUCCGCUUCACCGUGGAUCGGGUCCCUAUGGCUGUAGCCCUCAGCGAUCCAGCCAUGACCGUGGAUGAGGGCAGCAGCGUCAGGCUUGAGCUCUCGGUGGGCCCGGCGCUGCCGGUGGCGUCUUUAGGUGCUGGAUCUUCGUGUGGAGCUUUGGGUCCCGUGUCCUUGGAGUGGCGCUACAGCUAUGGAAGCUUGCUGGAUCCCAGCCAGGCCUCGGUGCCGUCCGGGCAGCACGGUUGCUUUGAAGCAAGCAAGAUGUUAGCCAAGUACAACUAUGCGUGGCCCAGCCUGACGAACACUCCGCCCUCGCUCAUCGCUUCGUUGGAUGCCAAGACCGCUGCCUUAGAGGGGACGUUGGGUGAUUUGGACGUCCCCGGGAGCAACUGGACCCUCGUGGCACGUGACUCGGAGGAGAAGAAGCGGCGUUGUCCUCGGAAAUUCGUUUCGUGGGCGAGCCGGAAAAACCGUCGGGUCACCCGAGUCUCCCAGAAAAUGGGAUCAACUGAAAGACCUCUACGAGCAGAAGCCACCCUGGGUGGCAAGUGA